AAAGACCAAAAUUGAUGGGAAACCAUUUUGUUGCUAUGAUUGCACUCCAUGUCCAGCAGGGAAGAUUUCAAACCAGACAGAUAUGGAUGACUGCUUCCAGUGCCCAGAAGAUCAAUAUGCCAAUAAUGAUCAAGAUUCGUGCCUUCUCAAGGAUCUAAGUUACCUCUCCUAUAAAGAGAUUUUGGGGACUGGUUUGGCCACUUCAGCCCUCAUGCUUUCUUUCACCACAGCUUCUGUGCUAGGAAUAUUCGUGAGAUACCAAGACACUCCCAUCGUCAAGGCUAACAACUGCAGCCUCUCUUUUACCCUCCUCAUCUCCCUCCUCCUCUCCUUCCUUUGCUGUCUUCUGUUCAUUGGGAGACCCACAAAAGUGACCUGUCUCCUUCGACAGACUGCUUUUGGGAUCAUCUUCUCAGUGGCAGUUUCCUGUAUGUUGGCCAAAACCAUCACUGUGGUUCUUGCUUUCAUGGCUACCAAGCCAGGAUCAAGGAUGAGGACAUGGGUGGGGAAAAAACUGGCCUUUUCUGUUGUUUUCUCGUGUUCCUUUAUUCAAGCCACACUUUGUGCUGUCUGGCUGGGAAUCUCUCCCCCCUUCCCAGACAUCAACAUGCACUCCAUAGUGACUGAAAUCAUUGUGGAAUGCAAUGAAGGGUCAGUUGUCAUGUUUUAUUGCGUCUUGUCUUUUAUGGGCUUCCUGGCUCUUGUCAGCUUUAUUGCAGCUUUCCUGGCCAGGAAGUUACCAGACACCUUCCAGGAAACCAAAUCCAUCACAUUCAGCAUGCUGGUGUUUUGCAGUGUGUGGCUGUCCUUUGUCCCUGCCUACAUAAGCACCAAGGGGAAGUACAUGGUGGCUGUGGAGAUCUUCUCCAUCUUAUCCUCCGGUGCUGGGCUCCUGGCUUGUGUCUUUUUCCCCAAAUGCUACAUCAUCAUGGUGAGGCCUGACCUGAACAAAAGGGAGCAUCUAAUAAAGAGAAGUAUUUAA
This is a messenger RNA of Python bivittatus (Burmese python), 982 nucleotides long. The record is from RefSeq and is a predicted model, not a curated record. Lineage: Eukaryota; Metazoa; Chordata; Lepidosauria; Squamata; Pythonidae.